Molecule: messenger RNA, 366 nt
Organism: Trypanosoma rangeli
Lineage: Eukaryota; Euglenozoa; Kinetoplastea; Trypanosomatida; Trypanosomatidae
Exons: 1
Coding region: 1-366 (121 amino acids)
Source: RefSeq, a predicted model, not a curated record
AUGGUCGGGGUUCACACCGCCUACGAGCUCGCUCAACUUGGUUUCCGGGUCAUCGUCUUUGAGCAGUGUCGCGCAAUUGGUUUGGGAGCAACACAGUAUGCCUUCCCGUUUGUGGGAGUCGGUCUUCUGCAGCCGUACAUUCACACGAUAAGAAUGGGGCGGAAAUUGUUGCGCGGGACGUUGGCAGUAAUCUGUCCGGACAUUAUUUCCGCGGAGGAUUCAUGGAAUUCUUUUUUUUUUUUCGGCUGCUAUCCACCGCUGGUUAUGGGCACGUCGCUGGAAUACACUCACGGAGGCCCAGGUGAUGUAAUACACGAACAAUUUGUCAAGGUUGAGCGUUGGCGUUGUGGAGGAUCUCGUAUGUAG